AAAUAUUUCUUAUCACAACCCUUUUCUGUAGUAGAAGUAUUUAUUGGUUUUCCAUGAAAAUACGUUGUUCUAGCACAAAGAAUCUUUAAACAAUCUAAUUUUAUUGGUCUGAUUCUAUCUUAUUCUUGACUUCUUUCAUAUUUAGCAACUCUCAAAUUUUAACCUUUCGGUGACACUCUAGUAUCCGUUUCCUUUAUUGAGCCGAAACAAAUCUUAACUGAUUUCAUCUAAUUUAAUCGAAUUACAAUACUGAUCAAUCCGAUUUAAUAAAGGUAUUCAAAUUUGGAAGGUAAAAAAAAAAGUGUCAUAUUCAAUAAAUUUGGACAAAACUUAAAUAGUGCGCCAAAGUAUGCUAUUUGUUCAAAUCUCCCACUCUUUUGGGCCCAACAAGGUUUUAGUGUAAGAAAGCGUAUAAAAACGCUGUCGUAUACUCUGCUCUGCCGAAAUUCAGAGAGAGAGAGAUAGAGAGAGAGAGAGAUGGAUGAAGAAGAGCAUGAAGUUUAUGGUGGUGAAAUCCCCAUUGAAGGUGACAUGGAACCUCAUGGUGCUGACGUGGACAUGUCCACAGCUGAUGAUGAUGCUGUUAAGGAAUUGGAUGAGAUGAAGAAGAGAUUGAAGGAGAUGGAAGAUGAAGCUGCAGCUCUACGUGAGAUGCAGGCUAAGGUUGAGAAGGAGAUGGGUGCUGUCCAAGAUCCUGCAAGUGCAUCUGCUUCACAGGAAAACCGGGAGGAAGUUGAUUCACGAUCAAUAUUUGUUGGCAAUGUUGACUAUGCAUGUACUCCAGAGGAAGUUCAGCAGCAUUUCCAGGCAUGUGGCACUGUCAAUCGCGUUACCAUUCUUACUGAUAAGUUUGGCCAACCCAAAGGUUUUGCAUAUGUGGAAUUCAUUGAACAAGAAGCUGUCCAGGAGGCACUCCAGCUGAAUGAGUCUGAACUGCAUGGACGUCAGUUGAAGGUGAUGCCCAAAAGGACUAAUGUCCCAGGGAUGAAGCAGUUCCGCCCAGGGCGCUACAAUCAGUACUUAGGCUACAGGUCUAGAAGGCCGUAUCCACCUCCCUAUUUCUAUAAUCCAUAUGGCUACGGAAAAGUUCCAAGGUUCAGGAGGGCUACGCGAUUUAUGCCUUACUACUAAAAGAUGACAUAAGAUUGAUACCGAAGUAUGAUGAAUGCAGACAAUAAUAAAUCUAAUGAAAGACCAUCCUUUUAUCUAUUUUGUGUAUCAUCUAGUUUAGGUUGAGACAUUGUUGUAGCCUGUUUGCAUUAGUCUUUCGAAAACUUCUAGUAAUUAGUCUAUGCUACCUAUUUUCAUUUGAACUUGGUCAAAAUCUCUUGUAUUUGUAAACUAGAAUGAUCGAUCCCAUUGGAUGUUGAGAGGUUAUUUAGUUUACCAUAUUAACAACAAAGAUUAGUCACAA
Capsicum annuum is the source of this 1414-nucleotide messenger RNA. Its product is annotated as polyadenylate-binding protein 3. The coding region runs from base 478 to 1131 and encodes 217 amino acids. Gene Ontology annotation, molecular function: RNA binding. The record is from RefSeq and is a predicted model, not a curated record. The transcript is spliced from 6 exons. NCBI's taxonomy places the organism in Eukaryota, Viridiplantae, Streptophyta, Magnoliopsida, Solanales, Solanaceae.